UAAUCUCCUGACGUCAUUUUCCCAUCUAAGGAAAAAGAAGGAAUCCCGAAUUUGUUUUUAGUUGGGUACUUCCUUGUAGCCCCUCGGUAAUGGGUGGGUGCAUGGGUACCUCUCGUGGUGGCUCAGGAAGCACAGGUGAUCCAGAGAGUAGCGGUGGACCAAACACGGUGUCAGUCGGGCGCAAUCAGCCUCUCAAGUCUGAUAAACAAAAAUGGAAAAGUGACAUUCCUUUGACAGAGGGCCAGUUACGAAGUAAGAGAGAUGAGUUCUGGGACACUGCUCCAGCAUUUGAAGGCCGUAAAGAGAUUUGGGAUGCACUGAAAGCUGCUGCCUAUGCAUUAGAGACUGGAGAUCAUACUUUGGCACAAGCUAUUGUGGAUGGAGCCAGCAUUUCUCUCCCUAAUGGGACAUUAAUGGAUUGUUAUGAUGAGCUAGGAAAUCGGUAUCAGCUCCCAGUAUAUGUUUUGAGCUCUCCAACAAAUCUCAUAGAAGAAGUGAGCGAGAGUGACACAGCCACAGACUCCGAGUCUGUCUCAACAGGACCAGAGACCUUAGUGAAACUUAGGCUCUCCACUGGGAAAGACCUAAAGCUCUCAGUACGUACAACAGACACUGUGUUGAAAGUGAAAAGGAAAAUCCAAACAGAAGAAGGCAUUGACCCAUCUCGGCAAAGAUGGUUCUUUUCUGGUCGCUUACUUAGUGAUAAAAUGAAGAUAGAAGAUUGUAAAAUUCCCAAGGGAUUUGUUGUGCAAGUGAUUGUUUCUGGAUCCCACCCACAUACUCCAGUAGACAGUUAAAUGAUACAUAGAAUUGCACUAUCCUAUUUCACAUUAUUUACAGAGGAAGAGCAGCUACCAAAACAUUAUAUGAUAUUAUGUAAUAAAGGAAAUUCUACAUUGACUACGGGAUAAAAUAAAAGCUGGUGCUUUAAAGACACAUUGCAAGAACCCUCAUUAUUGCACCCACAAUAAUCAACGGAACUACAGAUACUUAUUCUGUUGCCCUAGUAAAAAAUGUAACAGAUUAUUUUGUGUAAUUGGAUAUAUUUAAGUACAAGCAUGUUGAUUUACUUACAUGGUAUAUAGUGUGUGUAAUGCUACAUAUCUGCAUCCAUGGAAUAUACAGGAUUGGUGAGAUAGCACAGUUUCUGGUAAACUGGACAUUAUUUUAAUGUUUUAAUCUUGGCAACAUUUAUUUUCCCCUAAAAUUAAUUACAAAGGCAAUAUGUGUAACAGUUGCAACCCUACUUGUCUGCAUUAGCAUUUUAAUUUGUUUCCCCCAUUUUAUGUGUACAGAUCAGUGCUGUGAUUGUUGAACAAAGCCAAGCUUGCACAUCUUUACUUGCUCAAAAUUUAAGGGACAAUGUACAGGAUUUUUGUCUUUUCAAUUUUCCCCCUCUUUUUUGGAUAUCCGGGUCAUAUUCUUAUUAAUGUGACAUCCCUUUUAAGUAAUUUAAUUCCUACCCCAGCUCAAAAUUUACUGAUUUGUGCCAAGUGACCAUAAAAUUGGCAGAACAUGAUUUAGGAGUACUUGUUAGUUUUGAACUUGACAGUAGAAUAUAAUUGAGCAACCCAGGAAAAUAUCUGUAUUUUUCUCCUGGAUUUGGUAUACAGUCCCUUUAAUGCUUCAAGGAAGAUAUCAAGUAGACGAACUCAUUUCUCAUUAUAGUUCUUGUAUAGCUUUAUAUGUCAAUUGAUCCUAAGUCAAAAGGCACCACUCUUUAGUUUAUAAAAUGCCUUUAGUUAAGUGAUUGAGAUCUUCAUAUGGAUUUUUCAAUCAUUUAAAAAUUGUAAAGAUAUCUGUUGGUGAGUCGUCUUGCCUGCUAACUAAAAAGAUUACCCUUGUCAAGGUCCCAUUUGUUUGAAAUCUUAAAUUGUGUUUUCUGUUAAUAUUGUUCAGCAUUGGGUCCUUUAAAAUGUGGUAUGACACCAAGGCAAAAUGACUUGGAUGUUUUUGCUGUCAUGCAAUGUAAACAUAUUAUCAUUUACAUAUCAGAAAUAAAAAUAAAGCAAUCCUUGAAGGUAUUUAGUAAGUGGACAAUAUUAACUUUAAUCCAUUUAUGUACAUUUUCAAGUCAUUGGAAUUAUUUUGACUAAUUUAAUGUCACAGAUGGACUUGCAUUUGUUCAUUAUUGUAAAAACUCAGUCAUGACUAGCAUAUCUGCUAGUAUGGGAUAUGGAAUAUAAUACAACAUCAGUCAGUUGACAGAUUAAUCAUCACAUAAUAGAUAUCCAAUGAUAAAUUCCCCUUCCUGAUAGUUUGUCACAGAAUCAGAACAGUUUCCAGAAUUGUUAGAUAACACAGGAAGGUGCCUUUUUAAAUAACUUUAUCAGAUAACAGAUUGGCUUUGUCUAGUGCAUGUCUUUAAGCUGCCACAGAAAAAGGGGAAAUUAAUGCAUAGCAUGUUGGUUAAUAAAGGAUGGUUGUCAGCUUCAAGUCAAAGUAAUUAUAUUGAACAUAAUAUGCAUCUUUUGGUGUGUCAGAAUAGAGAAAGUCAAAUUACCCGAAGCUGUAUAUUAUGUUUAAAGCAGAAGCUUCUGCAUGAAGUAUGGCAAAUGUAUCACCUAUAUUGUGGAUCAAUUCAUGUUUUUAAUGGUUGGUGAUUCUGUAUACCUUUCAUGUUUCAGCAUUUGGAUUAUUUUAUGUCAACAUUUUAGUGUUAUAUAUAUAUAUAUAUUUAUAGUUUAGUGAUCUGUGUUAAUAGUGACUUAUUUUAUCAAGUUUAGUCAUGGAUCAAAUGAGCUUGUGGUAUGCUCUGAAACAUGAGGAUGUGAAUUAACUGGUUGUGAGAGAAAAAAUACUGCCAACAUUUAUUUAAUGUUAGUAUUUGAGAUGAGUGAUGAUCAACAAUAUCGCAUAUCUUAACUUUCUUUUACUGAUUUUCAAAAAGGAAAACAGUGAGUAAUUUUUUUGUGUUUAGGUUGAAGGUACCUCUAACACCUGCUGAUUAUACUCAGAAAAUCAUGAAAUUUUCACAGCAUAAUAAUGCUAUAUUAGAAGUUGGGAUAUUUUCUUUCUCUUUUAAAAUAGAAAAAAAUCUGAAAUUUUAUCAAUAUAAUAGCACAAAUACUUUGAAACAGCCCCAGUUGAAGGCAGAAACAAAAAAAAAAAA
Molecule: messenger RNA, 3112 nt
Organism: Lingula anatina
Lineage: Eukaryota; Metazoa; Brachiopoda; Lingulata; Lingulida; Lingulidae
Product: ubiquitin domain-containing protein 1-like
Molecular function (GO): protein binding
Source: RefSeq, a predicted model, not a curated record